This is a messenger RNA of Danio rerio (zebrafish), 4702 nucleotides long. Lineage: Eukaryota; Metazoa; Chordata; Actinopteri; Cypriniformes; Danionidae. The record is from RefSeq and is a predicted model, not a curated record.
GGAAGCGUUGCACUUGAAGUUUUGGAAUAGUUUUGGCAGAUGAUUCAGUGCACAGAUACUUCUAUAUCAGCGCGCGAUCAUCAUCAUCAUCAUCACGUCCAGUCGAGACAUGGUGACCCGUCCCCCAUUGUAGUGUCCCGCUUGAGCCGAGGACAAGGACAUGGAGGAGGUUGAAUCGCCCCCUGCCAGAUUCAAGAGGAAGGCCUGGGCUCAGAGCCGAGACUCCUGGCAGGCGUCUGAGUCUCAGGACCAGGGCGCAAAAGAGCCGCUGUCUGCCCAGCAGCCUAUGGAGGAGAAGACUUCCACAGCCUCAGAAGCAGGUCGUAAUCCAAAUCAAGUGGAGAACUGGCUCAGGACCUGCAGGACUCCUCUCGGGGCCUCUUUGGAUGACCAGAGCAGCAGUCCGUCCAGAGGGCCGCUGAAGAAUGGCUGUAGUUUUGAAGAUGAUCUGUCACUGGGAGCUGAGGCUAAUCACCUCCAGAACAGAAAAACAGAGGCCGAUGGCUAUGAAAUGCACGCCAAGGCCAAAAGGAGCCAAUUCAAACAGAAGGGCAGAAGUAUGAACUCCACGGGUUCUGGAAAGAGCAGCGCCACAGUGUCCAGGUCGUUUCCGUCAGACCGAAGUCUUGGCUACAGUGGCGAACGUCCUCUCCGAUAUUUAUUCCCACGUAUCUGGAAAACCCACAGAUAAAAUCGGCAAUGGUGACAUGGAGACCAAUGUGCCUAAUCCGCUAAAAAAGAGAAGCUCUGCUGGAAACUUUGCUAAAAUUCUCAAGCGCAACUUUACGAAGCAGAACCUGCUGGCCUCCAUCUCGGAUGGAGAAACCAAACAGCCUAACAAUGAGAGCUCCAACAUGCGGGACGUUCAGACGGAUACAGACCACAAAACACAACAGAAGAGCUUAAAGAAAAAGGAUUCAUCUUUGGCGACCGUGACGGAGGAGGCUCAGCAGAAUAUCUCUGAUGUUUCGAUCAGCGCAGAUUUUACGUUGACCAAUGGCGAGUCCACAGACUUGCCUCUGCCUCCGGUCCUAGUGAGCAUCAGUCAGGCGUCUGAAGAGAACGAUACCUCUGAAUUGAAGGUAAACGGGUGCCAUGAGGCCAUCACGUCCACCCCAGAUAAAGAGCCGUCCGGCCUGCUGUCAAACCCACACAUCAUCCACUUGCUCGACCAGCCCAGAGACUCCUUUGAGAUGGAGGAGUUGCAGAGUAAUGAGGAUGAAACUCUUCCUGGUCCAGGCGGCAUGUCUCGAUCUGACAGCGAGCGGUUAUUGAGGACAGCCAGCCAGCAGUCUGACAGCAGCGGGUUUGCUGAGGAUCCAUCCACAGACGGUUCGGGUAAUCACCUGAAGGUACAAGAGAGCUCAGACAGCUGUGACAGUGAAACCACAGUAACAUCGCAUGCUGAAGUCAGCACACCCAUAGCAUUGGAAUACCCCAAGUUUGACAGAUUCCCAAGUGAGGAAGUUCAGCUCUACCGAAGCACAACUACCCAAUCUGCAACCAAUCAAGAAGUCCAUGACAUCCCCAAUCUCCAAAUUCCCAAUCCAAACUUGGACGAAAUUAGCACCAAUGGACUGCUUCUUUCUCCUGACUCAGAUAGGGCAUCUGUCAUUGAGUCCGUUUCCACCAUAGACUCUCAAGAAGGAAAUUCAAACAUGAUGAUAGAUCAUACAGUGGACUCCAUACUGAAAGUAGCUCAUGAGGGCAACUUAUCCCAACCUAGUCUGGGCAUAAAUCAAAAGUCUCCUGAAGAUCUACUGGAGCAAGACUCCUCAUCAGAGCUUCCAGACUCAUCAGAUCUUAAGCAGUCCCACCUUACAGCUCAAAGGAGAUCCAUGGCACUCCACACAGGCCAUCAAAGAUCAUCCUCAAUGGAGGAGGAGCGUCCUGGCCGAGUGUGGGUGAGGGAUCGGGGCCUGCUGAGGGAGAGCCAGGAGAGGAAUCCUUUAAGGAGAUCCAGCUCCCUCCCAUUAUCUUCGCUCAACCCGGCUCGCGUGGUCACCUCCAUGCGCAUCCAGCUUGGAAAAGGUUCAGUCAAGCACUGUACCCCGCCAUCAUACACAUACCGCUAUGAGGAAGACCAUUGCAGUGACCGAGAAGAAGUAGACUCCAUCUUGGAGGAGGAUGAAGUGGAUGGUUCGGGUGUCCAAUCUGCGCUCCCGAACUCUGGAUCAAAGAUGAACAGAGGAACUUCACCACCACCUCCACCACACCCUCUCGAUAUACCCCAACAUCUGGCUCGCUCCUCCACCUCGCUUUAUAGCGUUCCCGCUGACUGGCCGCACAGGCCUUUGGGUGAAGGUACAAACUGGAGCGCUAGCGUCCCUAACCUUUCUCAUUUUACAGCACCAUCCCACUUUCCUCAUCACGGAACCUUCUACUCUCCGCAACACGGAGUGUCCUACAAUUCCUCAUACCCAUCUAGGCUUCCCUUCCCACAGUACCAAAACUCGCCUUGUCCUCCACCGCUUCAAAGCAACACAUUUGUUCCACCACAGGGGGCACACUUUACACCUCAGAACAAUAUGCAUUAUGCUCACCCGCACAGUGCUCCCUACAACCCAUUCUAUCCAUCUAAUAACAUUCCUCAAGGAACACCCUAUGACCCAUCGUUGAAUAUGCAAGGCAACCCGUACCCAAACCAUGUCCCUCUUGCUCAAUCCCACAGCGCCCCUUACAGUUCGGGAUACAAUGGUUCACCUCAUCACCCUGCUGCUGUUUACAGCCAUCCGUAUUAUCCCUCACCCGCCUACCCUUUCUCAUUUGGGACGCCUCCUGCCCCUACCCCUGCGAUGGGCAGCACAGAGAUGCAGCUCAGGAGGGUCCUGCAUGACAUUCGUGGGACAAUGCAAAAUCUUGGUCAGAGCUCAUCCGUGCAUGGAGGAGACACACCCAUGGACAGGAUCGGCACACCGCGCUCCGUCCAACCGCUUUACGAGGAGCUCCAGAUGCGGCGCAGGAGUCUGAAUGUCUUCCGGACUCAGAUGAUGGAUCUUGAACUGGCCCUCAUGAGACAGCAGUCUUUGGUCUACCAGCAUCUCAGUCCAGAAGAGAGGCGGGAGGCAGAGCAGCUUCAGACGCUGCGGACUGCAGUCAGGCAGGAGCUGCAGGAGCUGGAGCUGCAAUUGGAGGAUCGGCUGCUCUCUAUCAAUGAACAAAUGCGCAACAGCUCGCAACACAUCGGCUUCUACCGACACCACAUGGGCAUGCACAGAGGUCACAGCAUGGAAAGCCUGUCUAAUUCUUCAGCACUGAGGGCCAUGGAGCCGGUGACGGAUCUUCUGAAGGAGCAAUUGUACCUUCAGUCUGAGCUGGCAUAUGAGGCUGCAACCCCCAGUUCAGGCCGUUCAUCGAGGGCGUCCAGUCCUGUCAGAUUCAACCGAACACUGGAGUCUUGCUCUCCAUCCCCACAGAGAGCCAGCGUUUACCGGGCCACCCUCAACCUCAUGCCCACCCUACCUCCACGGCCGGGGAUGGAAGCUCCUCGGGAUGUUUCUCCUGAGAGGAUGGAGUCAAACCCGACACCCACUUCUCUGGAGGUCAGCAGAGAUGAGGACGAGGUGUCACUGGAUGGUCAUGGGAGCAGGACGGCCGAAGAUUGCAGUCCCACAGAGUGGAGGAGUAGAAGUAGAGGAAAUGGAGACCUGCAGCAUCUCAUAAAGGAGAUUAAAGAAAGCAUCGCACAUGAAAUCCGGCAGGAGAUCGUGAAUGAGCUUCUGGCUGCCGUGUCGCCACACAGAUCUCCUCUUCCAGCAAGGCAGCCCCCUGUGUGAGCAGCAUAUAACAGAGGAUGGAGCAGGUGAAGACGAAGAAAACCCUGUGAAAUAGUCACAACGAACACUGGUUAAAGCUUUGCACUGAGAACGGCCCAGCACCUCUCUCUGGUUCUGCCUGUGAAGCCCUUCCAGACUCCACCGCUUCAGGGAAUCUGCUUAAACCAAUCCAGAUCCCACAUUUACCGCGGUUGAUAUCGUCCAAUUCCACUAAAGGGGCACACAGCUUACUGUGGUAUCUGUCUGGUACAUAUUAUGGAAAUGUAAUGAAUCUUUUGGGAUGUAUUUAAGUAUGUGAUGCAGGUCUUGUCGGAUGUUUGCAGACUUGUCGGGUGAUUCAAAGUUUUCUGUGUGAGUGCGUCUUUGUCUGUCUAGGAUAAAAUGUCUACUGUAAUCAGAUUUGUUUUCUAAUUCAGCCUCUGUGAGGAACUAACUGUGCAAUACAUUUAACUCUCUAUCUUUCUCUCUCUCUCAAACUUGAACUGACCAAUCACAACUACUGUUCUACCCAAAAUGCACACGGCUGUCUUUAUUUCUGUUGAUGGUCUAUCACAUACUGUAUGUGUAGAUGAGACACUUAAAAGCACAUUCAUAAACAUAAUGUCCUGUGAGAAGAAAAAGCACUAAUUUCUCUUUAUAUACAAGUAUAUUUACACACACUAGCUAGCACGCCUUUAAAAGAUAUUGUUAUUCUUGUAAACAGCAGUGGAUGGUCUGUCAGAUCUGCUGUCUUCUGAUGAGGAUUUAAAGCGUUUGACUUGAGUGUGAAUGAUUUUUUUUUCUUUUUUUUUAUGUCUGAGCUGUAAUGAAUUGUAAUACUAAUUGAUUUAUGCGACUAAGGGGAUGUGUUCCUUUUUCGCCUGGGAUGCAUGAGGGAUAAUCUUUAAUGCAAAUCAUUAAUAAAGAUUUAUUUAUUUUGUUCAUCA